This is a messenger RNA of Neurospora crassa OR74A, 3539 nucleotides long. RefSeq lists its product as hypothetical. The record is from RefSeq and is a predicted model, not a curated record. Gene Ontology annotation, cellular component: nuclear pore; nuclear pore outer ring. Gene Ontology annotation, biological process: mRNA export from nucleus; post-transcriptional tethering of RNA polymerase II gene DNA at nuclear periphery; protein import into nucleus. Gene Ontology annotation, molecular function: structural constituent of nuclear pore. NCBI's taxonomy places the organism in Eukaryota, Fungi, Ascomycota, Sordariomycetes, Sordariales, Sordariaceae. The transcript is spliced from 6 exons. Bases 357 to 3182 code for a protein of 941 amino acids.
GGAUUACCUUUCCAUACUUGGGCGUGUGUAGAACUACACUUGGACCUUUUCGCUACACAACACGAAAGCUACCUUGUGCUCCCACUACGCCUUGUAGACACAACUCCAACAUUGAUCUCGAUCUCAGUCCCCGAGAGUGGGACGUCAUCUUGCCCAGCAACCGGUCUGUCUUUCUGGAAGGAGCUUUCAACGAACAAGUGGACAAAGCACAGCAUGGAAUGCGAUUGAAAGACAGAAGCGUCUGCCGUGCCCUACCAAGAACCCGCGACGCGCCUACCAAACAGUCAUCACAACAUCACGCCAAUCGAUCUACCCCCAUUUGAACCUCGCGUAUACGGUAACGACCAAGGGCGAACAUGGCACCCACAGUUGACCCUUCUGUUACCUCAGACGCGAGCUUUUCAUUUGCCUCGAAAAGCGAAAGCCCAGAUCUAGGACUUAUACCUCCCCCCAUGGCCCAACAGCCGUCAUCAUACCGGCAAACCGUCAUCCGAGCCGGCGAUGAAGUCGAGUUUUUUUCGGGAGAGCUAGACCGCCACCUCACCGACCUCAAUGGAACCACAGAAGAGAAGCGCGCCCAGGUCUUCCAGCUUAUCGACUCUUACCAUGCAUACUCGAGGAAAAGGGCGGAUCGACUCCGCGAGCGUCAGCCACGCAAACUCACCCUUCGCGAAAAUGAGAUGGACAUCGACGAUAAUGAAAUUGAUGACCUCGCCGUAAACUUUGACGAAGAAUAUCGGAAGGCAGAAGAGGAGGCGCAAACUUGGGAUCUUCUUCGGCGCAUGCUGCCCCUGGAAUAUGGCCAGGACGAAACAUCUCAGUUGAAACAACACACAAAACCAUCCUUACAGUCACGCAACCAAUGGUGGAACGAUUUCAUGCUGUCUGACUCUUUGGCAAGGGAACAAAAGGUCGUGCUAGAGUGGCUUCAGAGCAGUGCAAGCCAGGGACCGCCAGUAGACGACGUUGUGAGCCACCUUCAGGAAAGCGCAGAGAGGGGUGACAUUCUUGCCCAUGGCUGGCUUCAUACUCGCACCAAGAUCAAGCUGCAGAAGAGCGUGAACGGGUACCAAGGAUCCCUUGACCCAAGGGCAUCUGGCUUUGCCGAAUCACAUCUCAGCUCCAACACGCUUGUCACCCAGCUCGAUCCCGAUGCUAUCACACGGCAGGCUCGUAAAUUGGAAACCCAGGACGACUUUUUCGAGCGCGCCAUUUGGUUGGGCUGCUUUGAGAUGCUACGUCGUGGCUUUUCAAUGGCUGAGAUUCGAGAUUGGUGCUCCAUGAGGACGGAGCUAUGGAGAGCUGCGUCUCUUACGCCCCUACCGCUUGCGAACCCAGAAGAUGAGGACCAGCCGGACUUUGACCCGCGUUCGCUCGUUCUAUGGAGGCGGAUGUGCUUCUCUACCGCUCGGGAUGGCGGAACCAGUGACUACGACCGGGCGGUCUAUGGCCUGCUGGCCGGUGAUAUCGCGAGUGUAGAGAAGGUGUGCGAGACGUGGGAUGACCUGCUAUUUGCUCACUACAACGCUCUACUUCGAACACGGUUCGACUCGUAUCUGGUCAAGCACGGUGGAGAUGAGGCCGCUAGGAUCGCCCAACAGUUCCCUGCUUUCAACGCUGUUUUGCAUCACGGGGAUCCGCAUUCAGUCGGCAAGAGGCUCGUCACCUUACUCGAGACAGAUUUGAGGACGAGCAACGAAGCUACAAGGCCGUCCAAGGCACUACAGGGUGCCAUUAUUGCGCAUGAACUUGGCCGUUAUUUGACUAAUCAGGGACUCGUCCUGGCGAAGCACGCAAAUCAACGAUCGAAGUCCAACUUGAUACCUCCAGUUGAUCUGCAAGUCCCAGAUGACCUUACUCACCCUAAAUACUUCAAUCUGUCGGACCACAGCAGCCUUCGUGUGCUCAGUCACGUUCUCAUCAUCUUCACUACUCUCAAUAGGCUCAGCGAGACCCGUACCAUUUCCGAUGCCCAUCAAGAGGCCAUGGAGAACAUUAUCGCAGCCUAUAUCAGCUUCCUCCGCCUCGCCAAUCUGGAGGAGAUGAUACCACUUUAUUGCUCCAAGCUACAUGGGCAGCGCGUAUACGAGGCGCUCAGCCGAAAUCUUAUCCACAUUCUCGACAACGGUACACGGAGGGUGCAGAUUUCCAUUAUGAAUAGACUAGGCAUCAGUGUCUCGGAGUUUGUCAAGAGGCAACCCGAGAUUUUCCUCAGCGAUGUUCACGACCUUCUACAGCCCUGUGAGGCAAAGAGGAAGUUUAAGGUCCUGGAGGACGGCCCGGCGACACUGAAAUACGGCCGCAUAGUGAAGCCAGAUUUCUUUGGUGACGACGAGGCAGAAGAAUUCGAUCAAGAAGAGGGACAUAUCCUCUGCUCUCUGGAAUGGCUCAUGCUGAUCGAUGAUUUGUUCGUGGAAACAUGCACAUAUGUCAUCAGGGCCUACAAGUAUUUCUUAAAACGCACACGCUUGCGCGCCGCCCGUGCUCUUUCUCAGAGGGUGCCAGGCCGGGAGAUCAUCCGGCGGAAGACCGGGAUCCUGGUCGGGGGAGAGGGGGACGAUGGUGGUGUUGAAUGGUUUGCCGAUUUCGCCGCGAGUGAGCUUCCAGAGGAGUUGCUUGCGUUGUACGCCGGUGACAAGGAGGCAGUGAUCACACAAGUACGAAACAUGUGGGAGCUCGAGUGCCUUGUUAAGGCUUUGGACUCGAUGGAGACUUUGUCCUCUUUGGCAGGUCUCGCCAGGGAGGACAGCACCAAUUCCCGCGAACUGUGGCAGCAUACGAACAAGGAAGUCCGCGCGGCCAAAGCAUACAUGCAACCAGUCCUUAAGGGGUGGUUGCUGGAAACCAUUCAGCCCGACCCCGACUUCCAAGCUCUUCGUGAGGCCUACAUCCCAGAAACCGUUCUGGCCCUCGUUAGCUCUUUACAUUUUGCCGGCGCUACCCUGUCGCGCGACUACUUCCUCGAGUGCAUGGAGCUAGCUGCAGUUGUCGCUGAGAAAGCCUCAGCCGUAUCUCAGGAAUUCGUCAAAUCUGGCAGGAUAAAGGAGCUUGUGGAAGCAUAUGCCUCUUGUAGUAAAGCGCUCGCUAUCUUCGCGAGCGAAAAGAAGGCCAUCUCUAAGGAGACGAAGAAGAUAAGGGAGCAUGGUUGGUCUCGGGAGCUUUGGUCUGUCAAGCCACAAUAGGGUGCCUUUGUGUUACGAAGAGUUUCGAGAUGAUCCAGUGCCCUUUGCUGGUGGAGCUAGCGAGUUGGACAUGCCUGAGAGACACUUGAAUAAUUCGAUGUACGAAUCAUGAUGGAUUAGAAAGGUCAAGUCUGGACUGCAGAUGGAAUAAUAGGACAGAGGAAGCAGUGGAUUCAAACAUAGCAUGUAUGUGUCGUGGUGAGGAAUACGCCUGCGAAGAACACACUGGGCAUGACGACGGAUCAAUUUUUAAGAUGCAUUAGUUAAGCGACAGCCUUGGGACAUACGAGCCGCGCUUUCAAUGGGACGGACUUUUCCAGGUUUUCAUGCAGUCAAAAGGAUGAGAUUGACGACAGA